AUGGAGGAUACCUUCGAAGAAAACUUCACAAAUUCCACCGAUGAAUAUGAGAUCUUCGAAAUAAAUUCCACCGAUACAUUCGAUUUAUAUGAUCUGCUUCAUGCGAUUGACCUGUCUGGUCAAUUAUUUCAAGACUAUUUUUGGAUAGCUUCAUGUUUCUCAAAUUUGUUCCAUUUAUUUAUUCUGCUUCACAAAGAGCUGAGAUCAUCCGGAAGUUACACAAUCAUGAUUGGAAUUUGUAUUGCCGAUUUAACAAUUGCUAUUAUUAGUUUGGAAAAUUUUGCUGUAAAACUCUCAUUGCUACCUGAAACCUACCCUAUUCCUCCACAGUGCUUGAGAAGCGACUACAAAUCUUUUAUCCCUUUGUUAAGGCUGAGGCAGCAAGUUGACACUUUAGGCCGUCGUCUAUCAGUCUGGUUGGCAAUUUUAUUGGUAUUCAUCAGAGCUGUAUCUGUAAAAUUUCAUAUGAAGCGUUGGGUUGAGAAGAUUAACAAGCCCAGAGUUGCAAUCUAUAUGAUGACUGGGGUGGCAACUUUUUGGCUCUUUUUUGAUUCAUGGCAGUUUUUAUUCACUACAGUAUUUUGGUUGCCAGAUAAUGUGGACGAUAUAUGCAAAGUAUUGCCGGAAAAAUAUAUAAAACAGAUCCAUGUGUAUGCAAUUCCUACAAAUUUUCAACGAAUUGUCAGUUACAUUUUCGAACUCAGUUCUCAGCUAAAAAUUAUGGCUGCAAUUUGUCAUCUCUCGUUGACAGUGUAUUUAUCAAUUCAACUACGCACAAUUCUGAGACGAAGACGACGAUUAUCUGGAACGAAUAACGUUGAAGCUGCAGUUAACACAAAACUCAUCCUGUUCAUAUCAAUUGCGUUUUCCAUUACUCAAUGUGUCGGAGCUCUUACAGUAAUUGAUUACAGUGGUGACGCAAUUUCUAUAAAAAUAAUAACUACUGCGUUAACCAUCUCAAAUAACCUGAGAACUCUGAACUCUAUAUCAAAUGUCUUUGUUUGUUAUUUUAUGUCAGUUCAGUAUAAGAAUGCGGUAAAAAGUUUAGCAUUUUGGAGACGUCGGGAAGUUUAUGUAGUUGAAGAUAUUUCAUUACAAACCAUCUAUCAAGCGAGGGACAACUGAUUUAUUUUUGAGUAAAAUAACAUAUGGCUGCGAUUUAUACAGUUGAAGUUGUUCAAAGUUUUUUGUCAGAAAACUCUUAUAAAAAUUGUCCAACAAGCUCAAGCUUUUAUUUUAUAGAAAACAGUUAUUUUUCAUGACUCUUAAAAACUGUGGCCAUCGUUCAGCAAAUCAACUUUUAAAUGCUUUAGGUUUUUUGGAUUACUUACAAUUGAUAGCAUUUUUACGUCAAAUAAGUUUUCAUUUGUGCGAAACUUUGAAAUGUUUACAAUUGGAAUGCCAUGCCCGAUAAAUUGCCAUGAAUCUAUAGAAAUCGAUAUGCAACGGAAAAUGUUUUGAGUUGGAGCUCAUUGAUAAAUGUUUAUAUUUCAAAACUUGGGGUCCAGGAGUUAUUUUUUGUUUUCUUUUUUGAUUUUUAAAGAAUGGAGACAUUUGAAAUAAAUUCCACAUUCGAUUUAUACAACGUUCUCUAUGCAGUUGAGCAAUUUGGUACACUAAUUCAAGACUAUUUUUGGAUAGCUUCCUGCUUUUCAAAUUUAUUUCAUCUAUUUAUUUUGCUUCACAAGGAACUGCGAUCUUUGGGAAUAUAUACAAUAAUUACUGGAAUUUGUAUUGCUGAUUUAACAGCAGCACUUGUAAAUCUACAUUAUUUUGCCAUUAAACAAU
Messenger RNA from Caenorhabditis elegans, 1788 nucleotides. RefSeq names its product G_PROTEIN_RECEP_F1_2 domain-containing protein (gene srw-11). The record is from RefSeq and is marked reviewed. Bases 1 to 1125 code for a protein of 374 amino acids. Gene Ontology annotation, biological process: G protein-coupled receptor signaling pathway. NCBI's taxonomy places the organism in Eukaryota, Metazoa, Nematoda, Chromadorea, Rhabditida, Rhabditidae. Gene Ontology annotation, molecular function: G protein-coupled peptide receptor activity. The transcript has 3 exons.